AUGACUCCUCUUUCUUAUGACCUCAUAGUUGUCGGGUCUGGCUUCGCCGGAUGCAUGACAGCCCUCAACUUUCUAGAAACCUGCCAACGGCUGAACAAACCCGGUCGAGUUGCUAUCGUUGAGGCCGGCAAGGAGGGCGAACGGUGUGGUGCUUCACGCUGGACGGGUGCUUUCCUUCGUCUGGGCCAUGACCUCGCCUUUGAUGAGGAUUGGGUCCAAGAAAUGAUCCAGGUCAGCAACGGCCAGGCGGAUGUGGAAUAUUGUCGAAAGCUGGCGCGUGAGGCAAAGACUACCGCUGAAUAUGUCGAGAAGCACGGAGUCAACUUUGUUCGGCACGAAGAAAAGAACGUCCUUCUCGAAUUCAAGACGAAUCAGUAUUUUGUCAUGCCCGACGGAGGCGGAUGGGCUAUUAUACAAGCUCUGAUGAAGCAUAUCGAGUCAUUCGACAACUGUGCCAUCCACUGGGAAACGGAAGCUCGGUCUCUGUUGACAGACCAUCAGGGCCGAAUCAAUGGAGUGCAGGUCCGCCGGUCCAACGGACUGCUGGACAACCUCUACGCCCCCGACGUGAUGCUCGCCAGCGGUGGCUUCGAAGGCAACCGGGAGAUGCUCGCCAAGUAUGUCGGGCCCAAGACACACGAGCUGCAACUGAUCGCACCGGGGCUCAAGUACAAUCGUGGCCAAGGAUUGAAGAUGGCUCUGGAUGUCGGUGCGGAGACUGCCGGAUCCUUCGAUGGCAUUCACUCCGAGUUGGUCGAUACUCGUGCGACAAAGCCCGAUGCAGUCAUCUGGGGCCAUAACUACGGCAUCGUGAUCAACGACAGCUGCGAGAGAUUUUAUGACGAGGGAAAGAGACACCUUUUUGCCACCUUUGAAAUGAUUGCCGUGGAGCUCUGGCGCCACCACCACAACAAAGGCUUCUUCAUCACCGACGCGACUACCAUGGACCGGUUCCGUCCCGGCUGGGUCUAUCAAACAACCGAUCAAGAUCCGAUCCAGGCCAGCAGCAUCGCAGAACUGGCCGGGAAGCUGGGUGUGGAACAAGCAAAGCUUCAAAAAACCAUCUCAGAGUACAAUGCAGCCUGCAAUGACCGGCCAUUGGACCUCAUGAAGCUCGAUGGCAAAGCGACUACCGGACUCAAGGUCAACAAGUCGAAUUGGGCGCAUCCGCUGGAUCGCCCGCCCUUCUAUGCCUUUCCUCUCACUGCCCAGCUGACGUUCACCUACGGGGGUGUCAAGGUCAAUCUGGAUUCCCAAGUCGUGGCAACCAACGGUGCCCCGGUUCCUGGUCUUUGGGCGACUGGCGAACUCACCGGUCUAUACUACAACGAAUAUCCCCCCGCCACUUCAGUCUUGCGGUCUUUGACGUUUGGUCGGUUGGCAGGCAUCACCCUCGCACAGAGACUCCACAGUCCCCAGGGACGAGCAGUUCUCUGA
Aspergillus wentii DTO 134E9 is the source of this 1437-nucleotide messenger RNA. RefSeq lists its product as uncharacterized. The transcript has 3 exons. Lineage: Eukaryota; Fungi; Ascomycota; Eurotiomycetes; Eurotiales; Aspergillaceae. The coding region runs from base 1 to 1437 and encodes 478 amino acids. The record is from RefSeq and is a predicted model, not a curated record.